This is a messenger RNA of Meriones unguiculatus (Mongolian gerbil), 2509 nucleotides long. RefSeq names its product serine protease FAM111A-like. Bases 199 to 1860 code for a protein of 553 amino acids. The record is from RefSeq and is a predicted model, not a curated record. The transcript has 3 exons. NCBI's taxonomy places the organism in Eukaryota, Metazoa, Chordata, Mammalia, Rodentia, Muridae.
AGGCAGGAAAGGGUUGGGGAGGGACAAUGAGAAAUUAAAGGGGAACUGGCUGUGGAGGUGGGUGAAGAGGGGGCCUGAGCGGGGGCUGAGAAGGAACAGAGAGGACGCUUAAAAGCUCUGUUACUUCAUAACUUUCCUGAAGAAGAGACAGCAAGUCCUUUAUUAAGGUGAACCAUUCCGUUUCUUCUUCAAGCUACCAUGAACUCUGAAGCUGGCAGUUCACAGGGCGAUAUAAGGAACUACCAUUCUUCUCAGGUCCGCAAAGAAGAGCAGAGUGAUUACAAUACCUAUCAAAUUAAGGUGGAACCUAGAAAAAGAGCAAAUGAUAUAACAAACACACAGGACCAACAGGAAUACUCACCUAAGAAAUGUCGGCAACAUCAGACCACUUCUCCAAAUCAGAGAAUUACCAUCACCUUAGACGGAAAUGACAAGGAAAAUAAAAAUAUGAAACACCAGGCCACAGAGAGGAACACAGAUAGGUCAUAUGAAGCACGCAUCAGUGUCAAUGCUGUCAACGAAGAGACAGAAAGUCAAAAGGGUGGGUGCAUAAACCUUGGCGUGUCCCUCUAUUUUCCAGAAGUGGGUAUUACAUUUUCUGAAACUGAAAGUGAAGAGAGUAAAGAUAAGCAAGUGAGUGGUUGGCAGAACCAGGUACGUACUGACCACAUCGAAUCUGACGGGGAGAGGGAUGAAAGGAUCCUCAAGUGUAGAGAACAUCACCAACACUCCUUUGUACAGAGUGACCAUCCGAAGCCCAUUAAAGACCUGGACACCAUCAGAGAAGACACCCAGCCAGUUGAUGAGUUAGAGGGCAAGCUCCUUCAGACUGAGGUUGAGAGACAAAAGUAUCCUCAAGCAGCAGACUCCACUGAUUUAGAGAAGCCAUCUUACUGCACGUUAAAAGAAUACAUUGUGGAUGAGUACCCCGUGUUGAAAAGAGAAUGUGAGAAACUCAGAGCAUACAUCAGGGAAGAGAGUGAAAACACAACUAAGAAGACUUCCUCAUUUGAAAUGCAGAAAGCAAACUUCAGGAAACUGACAAAAAACUCCACCCCAGCUAAAGUGCUCAAACUUCUUUCACGGUUCAGUGACUCAGUUGGGCUCCUAGUUUGGAACAACGAUGGAAACGAAGGCUGUGCCACCUGCUUCGUUUUUACAGGAUUGUACAUCUUCACUUGCCGGCAUGUAAUAAAUGACAUCGUGGGGAAAGGCGUAGAGCAAAGUAAGUGGGCAGAUACAAUUAAUCAAUGUGCGAAAGUCACAUUUGAUUAUGAAGAGUCCCUGGCAAAUGAAGACAACUGCUUCUUUUCUGUUGAACCCUGGUUUGGGAUAUCUGAUGAAACUCUUGACUACGCUGUCCUGAAACUGAAGGAAAACGAACAACAAAUACCUGCUGGGUUGUAUAAUGGAACAGCUCCUGUACCGUCCAGUGGGUUGAUUUAUAUUAUUGGUCAUCCUGAUAGGAAACAGAAGCAUAGUGAUGGCUGUGCUGUAGUUUCUCGAGACGAGCACGCUCAGGAAAGAGAAGCAGUGGAAGGCAGUGCCACUAUGCAAUAUAUCCAUAUGUACACCCAAAGAAGCUUCCAAGAAGCAGUUCACGAAACUGGUGUGCUUGCCCGUGACAACACUUUUUAUUGUGGCUCUUCUGGAUCUCCUGUAUUCGAUUCUAAAGGGUCACUGGUAGCCAUGCACACUGCUGGCUUCAUUUGUGAGUAUGAAAGAGAUGUUUCUAGUAUCAUCGAGUUUGGCACGGCUAUGGAAUCCAUCCUCACCGACAUUAAACAAAAGCAUGAAACAUGGUAUAAUGAGGAAUGUGUAAACCGACAGGAUGUAGAAAUGAAUAGUCUAGAUUAUUGAGAAGUGGAGAAAAUUUACUCUAGUUUCUUUUUCCCUUAAAAAAAAAAACUUUUAUUCCUUGAAAGUCUCACACAUGAAUACAACGUAUAUUGAUCAAAUUCACCUACUUCCGCCUUUUCCCAACUCUUCCAGGACCCUAAUCUGUAACUCAGUUUCACGUCUCUUUUAUUAUUUGCUUUUCAUAAACUUCCUGAGUCCAGUUAUUCCUGCCAAGAUGUACAUAACUGUGUGGCCACCUACUGGGACAUGAGCACCUACCAGCAGCCAUGUCUCCAAAGGAGAGUGAGUUUCCUGGCAUCAUCGGCCGUCGAUUGUCAAUAGCUCCUCAGACAGGGAUAGUUUCCUGGGGGCCUCCCUCAUCCUUGCAGGAAUCUUGAUUGGCUUGAUCUUGCCUCUGUGAGUCUGUGUCUGCAACGUCCCUGCCACACCUAGAAGUCAGUAUUCUAUAGGUCACCCCCCCCCCCCCCGCUCUUACAUUCUUUUGCCCACUUGUCCUCGAAGUUUCCUGAGAGGACGAGGGUUAAUACAGAUGACCCAUCCACCCCUGAACACUCAACACUUGAACAUUAUUACAAGUCUUCUCUGAUCAAUGGUGAGUAUAGCUCAAAUUUCCACACAUAUGUCAGCUAUUUUCUUCCACUUUUUUUUA